Uranotaenia lowii is the source of this 1902-nucleotide messenger RNA. RefSeq names its product WW domain-binding protein 4. Bases 82 to 1182 code for a protein of 366 amino acids. The record is from RefSeq and is a predicted model, not a curated record. NCBI's taxonomy places the organism in Eukaryota, Metazoa, Arthropoda, Insecta, Diptera, Culicidae. Gene Ontology annotation, cellular component: precatalytic spliceosome; nucleus. Gene Ontology annotation, biological process: mRNA splicing, via spliceosome. The transcript is spliced from 5 exons. Gene Ontology annotation, molecular function: protein binding; zinc ion binding; RNA binding.
CAAAAAAUGUAAACAUAAACAAAACAACAUUUUUAAACGAUUCAGUUCGAUUUUCUGCAUUUUCCUUAUAUUUUCUCAACCAUGGCAGAUUAUUGGAAGUCUAAUGAUCGCAAAUAUUGCGAUUUUUGCCAAUGCUGGAUCGCUGAUAACAAAUCGAGCGUCCAGUUCCACGAGAGUGGCCGGCGGCACAAACAGAAUGUACAGAAGCGCCUCAGCGACAUUACUAGAAACAGUUACAAAGCCCAGAAAGAGCAAAGCAAGGUCGAUGCCGAUCUGAAAAAGAUGAACGAUGCCGCCAUGAAGGCUUACAUGCAGGAUAUUUCCGCCGGAGCCGACAUCAGCUCCCGGUUGGCUCUGGAAGAACAGCAGCGAGCUGAGGCGGCCGCCGCAGCUGCUUCCCUGGAAGCGACUGAAGAUGCUGCCCCUGGUCCUAGCGUUGCCGGUCCAAGGAUACCGAAGAAAAAGGUUGGCCGAGAGGCAGAUCCAUUCUACAUUCCGGGAGAUUUCAGUGACGAAGAACAGGCGGCCCCGAGCAAAGCGACUGCCGCUGCCAUUGCCGAAGCUGCUAAGAAAAAGCGCCUGGAGGAAAUCAAUCAAAUGGGUCACGGGUCCAUGUGGGUAGAGGCAACUUCCGAGGAAGGUUAUACCUACUAUUGGAACAUUAAGACCAAUGAAUCCAUUUGGGAAGCACCAAAAGAAGGUUACAUGAAAAAGGAGGAAUAUGAAAAGAUCAAUCAACUAGUUAUGGUCAAACAGGAAGAGCAACUCAAAAAGGAAACAGCCUACGAGGUUGAAAAUGCCCAGGAAAUUGCCGCCCGUUUGAAGCGGGAACAGAUGGCCAAAAUGUUUCAGCACAAUCGAAAAGUGAAGGAGGAGAUCGAAAGUUUGACCGAUUCCAAGAAGCAACGACUGGAGGAGGAAGCUGUGCUGGAAGCCGCGGCCGGGCCCUACGGACGGUGGCAGACUGUGGAGCAUAGGGAAGUAAAGCCAGUCGAUUUGGAGCUACCCGCCGUUCCCGAGCCACUAUAUGUUCCUAGUGCUGCCCCGGAAGUACCGGAGCGAAAGUUCAAGGAAAAGGUCAUAACAUUGGUUCCGGGUGACGAAAAGAGUGCUCUCAACGAUAAAUUCUUCAAGAAACGGAAAGUGCAACGAAAUGCCCGGCAACGAUUGGAUACGGACUAGGACUAGGAGUUAAACAAGGAAUAUUACAAUCACGAUGUUAUAGAGUAUCAGCAGCGGUCAGGUGUCAAAGCUACAAUAACACUCAAUUUUGACACUUGCUCCUCGGUAUUGAAAAAGCAAGCCAGGAGCCAUAUUUGAAUACCGACCAACUCCUGAUUUGACAGAUGCUAACAAAAGGAAAUAGCAUCAAAAAACAACAACACCUAUCGGAGCGUCACCAGUGGCUAAAAUGGAAACCAGUUUAGCACUUACCGGUGCGCAAAUGUACUGCUAAAGCUAAAAAAGGACCUAGAAUGUGUCCGGGGUUAACACCUGGGAUAGCACUUAUCGCUGCCGAUGCUUUAAGGUGCUUCAAGGGUUUAGACAACGUUUUAAGAAUUGUAAGAAUAUGCGCUUUUAAUAAUUCAUAUUUAUUCAAAUAGUAAUCAUUUUACUUCCGCCUUUUCUAUAUGCUACGCCAAACUUUUUGCGAUUGUCAAUUGAAAAAUCAGGACACCUGGCAUCUCUGAUCAAAGCUCCGAAAAAAUUCACAGUGUAAUAGUUCCAUUUCUGUCGCCAGAUAGCGCUAUUCGUGUCUCCCGAUUUCUCGUUAAGUGGUGUAUAUCGGUUCUAGUAUAUCCGAUUUCAGACACAAACUGCUAUUUAGUUUGAUUAAAAAAAUCCAAAUAAUUAAACCCUGGAUAAAAUAAAAAAUGAUUGUCACAGUGUAAGCAAAGCAAA